GAUAGGCUACAUUUGACGGAGGUCCCCUGCAUUUGUGCUGUGACCACAACCCUGUGGUGUGUCACAGUCAUUGAUUUUACAAAGCGACGCCACGGUAGACUCUAAAAAGGGAAAUGUGUGGAUAGCGUCCCAGCACCUGCCCCGCGUGGAUUUAAUGACCAACUAAGUCCCUUUUCCAUACUAAACAAGAAUGGCAUUUGUAUCUGAGAACAGGGAAAGAGACGAGCAUUUGAGUAACUGAUUAAUAUAACAAUGAAAAACUUUAUUGUAGAAGUAUUCUGCCUUUUGUGGUCCUCCUGGAAAAGCUGGACAAAUUCGGAGACCGAUUUCCCUCCGAUCCGUCACUGUGUGCUCGUGCGCCGUUCCUCCUCCUGCGCGCGCUCCAUCACAGGCGCACCUCGUCCCUCUCCAUCACGCACACCGCCGGUGUAGUGGAACGCACUUGUGUGUGGUUUCUGACUACUCUUCUGAAGUCUUGGGAGUUUGGGCAUCACAGUCAUGUUGUUUAGUUACGGUGCGCGCGCACAGCACUCCUCUGGAUCGCAGAUUGGGCGCGAGGAGGAGGACGCUGUGGAUGGGGCAAGUCUCAGGCUGAUCUCUUUACAGUAAAUUAACUAAUUGUCACUGUACAAGCGAUGGACCGCUAAUAUUCCGCGUGCGUAACUUUACCGCCAUGACUUGUAGCAAACUCGCAGUUUUUACAGUGGUCUUGUCGUUUACUUGAGGUCACUUUGAACUGUCAUUUCGGGAAGUGAUGCCAGUUCAGUAGCGGCUCUCUUUCAGAGCUCCGCUGUGCUUUUGGAUUCAGUGCAUGAGAUUUUUGUCGCUAAUUUGGAAUCAAGUUUAGUUCAUAACAAUGUCAGGUAAAAUGCGCGUUUUAAUGCAGCAUAGAAAGUGUCCGAGUGUUUCAAAUUUUUACUUUGGCGACUUGAUUUACAGAUAACUGUUAAAUUGUGCUUAAGAAUCAGGCCAGCUGCAGAGCACAGUGAUGGUAGACUUGUAAUCCUGAGCCGGCUAUGACUACUUCCAAACUUCUUACGUAGUUUGAGGUGCACAUUGAAAGAUGUUAGGAAGCCCGUCCAACAACGGCGGCAUCAGGAUGCUAGCUCCUCCGGCUCCAAACGAUGACAGGCGUGUGGAGUUCGUCGCUCUGACCGCUGUCCACACUGAGAGAAGCGAGCCGUCCACGCCGGAGCGAGGCCACCCGUCUCACCGCACCGGUCUGCUUGGGACUCCGUUGCCCGGACCCCCAGGACCUCGGGCCAGCACCUCCGCCUCCAGCAAGAGAUACAGAAAGUUACAGAACUGCCUGUACAACGUGCUGGAAAGACCACGAGGAUGGGCAUUUAUCUACCACGCAUUCAUUUUCUUGCUGGUGUUCAGCUGCCUGGUACUGUCUGUCUUCUCCACCAUCCCAGACCAUCAGAAAAUGGCCAACCAGGGUCUCUUCAUCCUCGAGUUUGUGAUGAUCGUGGUAUUUGGUCUGGAGUACUUUAUCAGAAUCUGGGCGGCCGGCUGCUGCUGCAGAUACAGAGGAUGGCAGGGUCGUCUAAGAUUUGCCAGGAAACCCUUCUGUGUUAUAGAUUUCAUUGUAUUUGUGGCAUCAUUGGCAGUGAUAGCAGCUGGGACACAGGGUAACAUUUUUGCCACCUCAGCACUGCGAAGUAUGCGUUUCCUGCAGAUCUUGCGUAUGGUUCGUAUGGACAGACGAGGAGGCACCUGGAAACUACUGGGCUCAGUGGUGUAUGCUCACAGCAAGGAGUUAAUAACGGCCUGGUACAUAGGAUUCCUGGUCCUGAUCUUUGCCUCGUUCCUGGUCUACUUGGCAGAGAAAGACAAUAACUCAGACUUCAACACCUAUGCAGACUCCCUCUGGUGGGGGACUAUUACUCUGACCACUAUUGGCUACGGUGACAAGACCCCUCGGACGUGGCAGGGACGUCUCCUGGCAGCGGGCUUUGCUCUUCUCGGGGUCUCCUUCUUCGCCCUGCCUGCUGGGAUUCUAGGGUCAGGAUUUGCUCUGAAAGUCCAAGAGCAGCACCGACAGAAGCACUUUGAGAAAAGGAGGAUGCCUGCUGCUAACCUUAUACAGGCGGCAUGGCGACUCUACUCUACAGAUGCCAAGCACUCAUAUCUAACAGCCACAUGGUACUUCUAUGACAGCAUGUUACCCUCAUUCAGAGAACUGACGCUACUGUUCAGUCAUCUUCAGCGGCAGCGUAACAACAAGAAGGUUCUUCACAACUCCUACCACACGCUGCUGUCUGGGCUCCGGCCCUACAGCUCCCCCUACCUGUCGGGGGACAGUGGGAAAAUGGGUUUCCGGGAUCGUAUCAGGAUGAACAAUUCGCGAUCCUCUCAGGCUCUUCGGAAUAAAGCCUCACCGCUGCCUCCGAGCUCUGGGGUGCGGCGCUCGCCCAGUCAGGAGAACGUUCCAGAGGCCACCAGCCCAGGGAAGGUCCAGAAAAGCUGGAGCUUCAAUGAUCGCACACGGUUUCGUACUUCACUACGACUCAAGCCACGCCCACCUGCUGAUGUGGAGGGGGUUGGUGAGGACAAUGUGGAAGACAAGUCGUAUUGUGAUGUGGCCAUGGAUGAGGUCAUUCCUGCAGUGAAGACUCUCAUACGAGCAGUCAGGAUUUUAAAGUUUCUGGUGGCCAAGAGGAAGUUCAAGGAGACUCUACGUCCGUACGAUGUAAAGGACGUUAUAGAGCAAUAUUCAGCUGGACACCUGGACAUGCUUGGACGCAUCAAGAGCCUGCAAACACGGGUGGAUCAAAUAAUAGGACGAGGGGCUGUGCCAACAGACAAGAAGGCUCGCUCUGAAAAGGGAGAAAAGACACCUCCAGAGCUGGACCCCCUAGAUGAACUAAGCAUGAUGGGACGUGUAGUGAAAGUAGAGAAACAGGUGCAGUCCAUAGAGAACAAACUAGAUGCUCUGCUGAAUUUUUACUCACAGUGCCUGAAGAAAGGCUCCUCCCACUUCACUCUGUCCUCAUUGCUCGAUCCGGACCUCACCUCGGACUACCACAGCCCCACAGACCAAAAGGACCUGUUCCCCUCCGCCAAUACCCUCAACAUAUCCCAGUCCCAGAGUGGCAACCUGGAAUGACAGCGGCCUGCACAGAGUCUGUCGGGGCUCAACAAACAGACAGGACACAAACUGGGCACUGUCUGCUCCUCAUUUACAACACUCUGCAGUGAAUGGUGCUUCUGGUCUCCUCUAUAUCUUUACCUGAUCAUUUUCAGAUGAGAUGUGUUUCCAUCAGAGGCCACUAGAUGGAGCCUCAGCCAAAGCUCACUGCAUAUCCCUCUCUAAGAGACAAACGUGCACUAGGAGACAUAUAACUACUGACUCCCCACAUACUCCUCAUCACACUGCGCUCAUGUCCAGCUUCGACUGUAGAUAGGUAGACUGUAUCUUUUUUGUAAAUGUUUAGAGAAUAUAUGUCUUUUAUCACUGCUUUCUUGGCUGCUUAAAUCUAUGGACUCCUGAGAGUUUGCAAGUGCCAUGACAGUGUUAUUUUUUCUUCAGUAUUUUUGCCACUUACUUGAAUGGCAUUAAAACUUUAAUACUGUGAUGAAUGUAGUCAUAUCUUGAACAAAAUCACCCAUUAUAUAAUAUAAUGAAGCCGCAGGAGUUCUGUGGGACCUUGCCAAAGCGCUCCACCUCUGCGGCUCACUGCUCUACAGCCACACGAGGGCAGCAAUUUAAUAUUUUACAUAAAAAGAAUGAAAGGAAUGUCUUGUGGCUGCCUGUAUAAUUUACUUUUGUACGAACAAAUUUCAGCAAGCCCUAGUGCAAAAAAACAAAAACAAAAAACAAAACAAAACGUUAUUAUAAUCUUUGUCAACACUUAAUUAAUCCUCUGUACCUUUAAAAACAUUCUUGACAAUGUCUUUACAUCUGUCAGUGUUUUAAAGAUGUCUUCUAAACCUCUGUGUCUUGCAGCCCACCUCUGACAUGCAUGUUCCCCACUUACAAUCUGCUUUCAUUUCAGUUUGUUCUUCUGUGCUCUUCUCGAACGCAGCCUCAGGUCUACUUCACCAGCUGGUUCAGUCGACAAUAAUAACCUCUCCAUGACCUUUUCAUGACCUUGGAAAUGACUUUGAAACUUGUCUGACCUGAGCUGUACAGUUUUCAAAAAUAAUGAAAAACUUGAGGCAUUCAGGUAGCGCAUGAAGUCCUUGUAAAUGCACGUGUCUUAGGAAGUGGUCCACUCUGAAGCUGUUACUGAUGUCAGGCCUGUUUAAUCUGUUGCUGCUAUUGCUCUGUUACUUUCUGUUUGUGGGCAAAACUGGAGAUUACAAACAGCCAUACAACAAGACUCCUUUUCUUGAACAGCUUUGUUACUCAAAAAGUACAAUGGUUUGUUAUAUAUUUUAAUGUCAUUACUGUAACAGUGUUAGACUUAAUGAAAUAUACAUACAUUUAUAUGUUUUUCAUGAUUACUGUAGGAUUUAGGACAAUAUUCAGAUUUGUUCAAUAUAAAUGUAGCAUAAUGUCAAGUUAGCCCAAUGAACCUUUAUUUAACCAGGAAUGGCCAACUGAGAUCUCAUUUGCAAGCAUUACCUGACCAAGAGGUCAGUGGUCACUGAUACCAGGUUUCCAUUGUUACAAUGAACAUCAUUUUUUUAAAUCAAAUGCUGCCAGCUUUAAUAAAAGAAAAAAAUAGGUUACUACACAGUAUUUGGCCAUCUGGUCCUGUCAAGAAACUUGACUCAGGUACUGCAUUUCCAUUCAAGCCAAGCCUGAACCUUUUGAACAGUGAAUGUACUUUAUUUCUCCACCUGUAUGCUUUGUGGCAGUUUCUUUCACUUCUGUCCCAUUGAAAAACAUUAUUGAACAAAAUUAGAGGUAUCUACCUUAACUAGAGGCAUUAUUAUGAUAGAUUGCUAAAAUGUCAAAGAAUGUCACAUUUUGUAAAGAUGUAAGUGAGAGUUCAGUAUUGCAUGUGAUGAGGAAAAAGAAAAAGACUGAUGUCCAAUUCCCAACAUGAAACGAGAUAACCUGUGCCUUUAUUUACUCUUUACUUUUAUAAAAUCAGUGCUUCCUUAAUAUAACUUCCUAUACACUGUCCCACACAUUUGACUGGUUUGUAAGGUUGCAGCCUUUGAAAUCUUCUGAAAUAUUGUAUAUUUGUAUAUCAUAUGCGCAAUAAUGGGACACCCUAAUGCGUAUGUUGGAUUCAAAAUUGGAGGCAUGGACAAGUCUGCAGGCAUGUGUGUCCUUUCAUAAGCAUGCCACCUUGAAUUAGAACGGCUUCCACACAACUACCUCUGAGGCCACUAGUGGGCGCUAGUUUAGGGAUUUGAGAAACAGUGAUUGUCUAACUGACUGAAUGCUAUCUAUGCAUGACUCAAUCUGCACGUGCUCUUUGUCACUCUGUUGUCCAGAAGUCCACCAUCAAAACAAUGAUCAAUGACUUGCUGCCAUUCGACAUUCCAGCUCGUUGCCCUUUAACUGUCCAAGUGAAAGUCAUUUAAAAGCAAUAAACAAAACGCUAAAUGGAAGUCUUCCAAUUCCUGUUUAUGUAGCUACAGGUUGAUAAUAAUAGUGAUGAUGGCGCUUACUGAAGUUCUUAUGUUUUUGAUUUAUUGCACACGUCAAUUUGAUCUUCGAGACAAACAAAGAAUUGUAUCUGCUGAGAGAAAAUUAGCUCACUUGUCUAACUUAUUAAUUUAUUUGUUCAAUAAAGCUCUUUGGACUGUA
Boleophthalmus pectinirostris (great blue-spotted mudskipper) is the source of this 5713-nucleotide messenger RNA. RefSeq names its product potassium voltage-gated channel subfamily KQT member 4. Gene Ontology annotation, molecular function: voltage-gated potassium channel activity. Bases 1064 to 3112 code for a protein of 682 amino acids. The transcript has 14 exons. The record is from RefSeq and is a predicted model, not a curated record. Gene Ontology annotation, cellular component: membrane. NCBI's taxonomy places the organism in Eukaryota, Metazoa, Chordata, Actinopteri, Gobiiformes, Gobiidae. Gene Ontology annotation, biological process: transmembrane transport; potassium ion transport.